AAAGAAGGGAAACAUACAGGAAAGGAAAUAAUAAGAACAGAAAACUCUCUCUCUGUGUCAGGUUCAACGAAUGUAGACAUCCUUUAACCUUCGAUCUCCCUUGCUAUUCCUCAUGUUUUCUCCAUUGGGACAUUAAUAGAAAGUUGAAUCGGCCAAAGGAAAAAAAUAAAAACAUUGAAGUGUAUAAAAUGAGCUGGCUGGACACGAUGAUGUGCUGCCGCAUUACCAGUAUGUAAACGCAAGCUUUGUUAUAAACUAGUCUCUAGACAGAAUGAGUCACCGUGUCACUGAUGAGCUUGGCUCCAAGGAGAUGGAUAUUGUAAGUGCUUCGUCAUCACGUCGGAAUUCAGAGAAUUUGCCAUACGUUCAUAAGGUGGGAGUACCUCCUAAGCAAAACCUGCUGAAAGAAAUUGCAGCCACUGUGAAGGAAACUUUCUUUGCAGAUGAUCCUUUGCGCCAUUUUAAGGAUCAACCAAGGUCAAGAAAGUUUGUCCUAGGCUUCCGAGCGGUUUUCCCUAUAUUCGAAUGGGGAAGGAACUACAGCCUUUCUAAACUCAGAGGUGAUUUGAUUGCUGGACUUACUAUUGCAAGUCUUUGCAUUCCACAGGAUAUUGGAUAUGCAAAGCUUGCAAAUCUGGAGCCCCAAUAUGGAUUAUAUAGUAGCUUUGUUCCACCUCUUGUUUAUGCAUUUAUGGGAAGCUCACGGGAUAUUGCCAUUGGACCUGUGGCUGUGGUGUCUCUCCUGCUUGGUAGUCUCCUGCAGGAUGAGAUUGACUCAUCUGAUAAUCCUGUUGACUACCGACGCCUUGCAUUCACUGCUACUUUCUUUGCAGGCAUCACUCAGGUCACACUUGGAUUUUUAAGGUUGGGGUUCUUGAUAGACUUCCUAUCUCAUGCUGCCAUAGUUGGCUUUAUGGCCGGUGCUGCUGUCACCAUUGCCCUUCAACAACUUAAAGGUCUACUUGGUAUCAAAAAAUUCACAAAGAAUACUGAUAUUGUCUCUGUUAUGCGCUCAGUAUGGAGCUCAGUGCAUCAUGGUUGGAAUUGGCAAACUAUACUAAUAGGAGUGGCCUUCCUGGCGUUCCUCUUGGUUGCAAAAUACAUUGGAAAACGGAAGAAGAAACUAUUUUGGGUGCCAGCAAUUGCGCCCUUGAUCUCUGUCAUCCUCUCCACCUUUUUUGUGUACAUCACACGUGCUGACAAGCAUGGUGUUCAAAUCGUGAAACAUAUCAGACAAGGCGUCAAUCCACCGUCUGUGAAUGAAAUAUUUUUCUCUGGAGAAUAUCUUGGCAAAGGUUUCAGGAUAGGGGUUGUAGCGGGCAUGAUAGCAUUGACGGAAGCUGUAGCAAUUGGAAGGACAUUUGCUUCCAUGAAGGACUACCAGCUGGAUGGAAACAAAGAAAUGGUAGCAUUAGGAACAAUGAAUAUUGUUGGUUCGAUGACAUCUUGUUAUGUGGCCACAGGAUCCUUCUCUCGCUCAGCAGUAAAUUACAUGGCCGGAUGCCAUACAGCUGUGUCUAAUAUAGUGAUGUCCUGUGUUGUGCUACUAACAUUGGAACUCAUCACUCCUCUGUUCAAGUACACUCCAAAUGCAAUACUUGCUUCUAUUAUUAUAUCUGCGGUGAUUGGAUUAAUUGACAUUGAAGCAGUAGCUCUAAUAUGGAAGAUCGAUAAAUUUGAUUUUGUUGCUUGUAUGGGAGCCUUCUUUGGUGUAGUUUUCUCUUCUGUUGAGAUAGGACUUUUAAUUGCGGUUUCAAUAUCCUUUGCAAAAAUCCUCUUACAAGUUACAAGACCUCGCACAGCAAUUCUUGGAAAGCUUCCAAGGACUACUGUUUACAGGAACAUCCUCCAAUAUCCAGAUGCAACAAAAGUUCCUGGCAUCCUCAUUGUCAGAGUUGAUUCUGCAAUAUACUUUUCCAAUUCCAACUAUUUUAAAGAGAGGAUUUUGAGAUGGCUCGCUGACGAAGAAGAACAACUGAAAGAAAAUUUCCAACCUAGAAUUAUGUAUUUGAUUGUUGAAAUGUCACCUGUUACUGACAUUGACACCAGUGGCAUCCAUGCCUUCGAAGAGUUGUUCAGAAGUCUUGAGAAGAGGGAUGUUAAGCUUGUUUUAGCCAAUCCAGGGCCAGUUGUGGUUGACAAGCUCCAUGCUUCAAAGUUUCCAGAGUUGAUAGGGGAGGAUAGAAUCUUUCUCACUGUAGCAGAUGCAGUACUAACAUGUGCUCCAAAGACGGAAGAACCAUAA
Messenger RNA from Theobroma umbraticum, 2245 nucleotides. Lineage: Eukaryota; Viridiplantae; Streptophyta; Magnoliopsida; Malvales; Malvaceae. The record is from RefSeq and is a predicted model, not a curated record.